AUGGCUCCCCACGCAAGCUCGGAUGUUGCAAAUGGCACCGUGAACGGGUCGGCUCGCCCAGACGCCUCCCCUCUUUUCACUGUUCAGUCGCCCAACGUCGUCUACACCGACAAUGAGAUCAACAGUCAGUAUGCCUACCAGACCACCGAGAUCACCCGCACUGCGGACAACAAGUUGGUGGCCACUCCCAAGGCCAUCAACUACCACUUCAAGGUGGACCGCAAGGUCGGCAAGGUCGGUAUGAUGCUGGUCGGCUGGGGUGGAAACAACGGCUCCACUGUCACCGCCGGUAUCAUUGCCAACCGCCGUGGGCUCUCCUGGGAGACCCGCGAGGGCCAGCAGCAUGCCAACUACUACGGCUCCAUUAUUAUGAGCUCGACCGUCAAGCUCGGCACUGAUGCCAAGUCUGGCGAGGAGAUCAACAUCCCCUUCCGUGACCUGCUCCCCAUGGCCCAUCCCAAUGACCUGGUCAUCGGUGGUUGGGAUAUCAGCAGCCUGAACCUCGCGGCCUCCAUGGACCGUGCUCAGGUGCUGGAUCCUAGCCUCAAGACCCUUGUUCGCAAGGAGAUGGCGGAGAUGAAGCCCUUGCCCAGCAUCUACUACCCUGAUUUCAUCGCCGCCAACCAGGAGGACCGUGCCGACAACGUCCUCGAGGGUUCCAAGGCCUGCUGGGCCCACGUUGAGCAGAUCCAGAAGGACAUUCGCGACUUCAAGGCUCAGAACGAUCUGGACAAGGUCGUCGUCAUGUGGACCGCCAACACCGAGCGCUAUGCUGACAUCCUCCCCGGCGUGAACGACACUGCCGACAACCUGAUCAACUCGAUCAAGACCGGCCACGCCGAGGUUUCCCCGUCCACCGUGUUCGCUGUGGCCUCCAUCCUGGAGAACGCUCCCUUCAUCAAUGGCUCGCCCCAGAACACCUUCGUCCCCGGUGCUCUCCAGUUCGCCGAGCAGCGUGGUGCCUUUAUUGGCGGUGAUGAUUUCAAGUCUGGCCAGACCAAGAUGAAGUCCGCUCUGGUGGACUUCCUGAUCAACGCUGGUAUCAAGCUCACCUCCAUUGCCAGCUACAACCACCUGGGCAACAACGACGGCAAGAACCUGAGCUCGCAGAAGCAGUUCCGCUCUAAGGAGAUCUCCAAGUCCAAUGUUGUGGAUGACAUGGUUGCUGCCAACCACAUCCUGUACAAGAAGGACGAGCACCCGGACCACACUGUGGUGAUCAAAUACAUGCCUGCUGUGGGUGACAACAAGCGCGCUCUGGACGAGUACUACGCCGAGAUCUUCAUGGGUGGCCACCAGACCAUCAGCUUGUUCAACAUCUGCGAGGACUCCCUGCUGGCUUCCCCUCUGAUCAUUGAUCUGGUUGUGCUUGCUGAGAUGAUGACCCGUGUCAGCUGGAAGGCUGAUAGCGAGGGUGCCGAGUUCAAGGGCUUCCACAGCGUGCUGAGCGUGCUCAGCUACAUGCUCAAGGCCCCCCUGACUCCUCCCGGCACCCCGGUUGUCAACGCCCUGGGCAAGCAGCGCUCUGCGCUGAUCAACAUCUUCCGUGCCUGCGUUGGUCUCCAGCCCGAGUCGGAGAUGACUCUUGAGCACAAGCUGCUGUAA
Molecule: messenger RNA, 1605 nt
Organism: Penicillium canariense
Lineage: Eukaryota; Fungi; Ascomycota; Eurotiomycetes; Eurotiales; Aspergillaceae
Product: inositol-3-phosphate synthase INO1
Exons: 2
Coding region: 1-1605 (534 amino acids)
Biological process (GO): phospholipid biosynthetic process; inositol biosynthetic process
Cellular component (GO): cytoplasm
Molecular function (GO): inositol-3-phosphate synthase activity
Source: RefSeq, a predicted model, not a curated record